UGAUCAAGGAAGCGAUGUAGUAAAAGUUGUGGAGAGCUUUGUACUAUCGGAGGCCUCCGGUAAUCAAUCCAGACGAAAGUGGGUUUCAUCGCGUCCAAAGAACAAGAGUUCUCGAUCUUGAACCCAAUUUCUUUCACUACCAUUCUCAAAAUGCCUUCUGCAAUACUACCCAGUUCUCCCUUGUUCACAAUCCAACAACUCUCGCCGGAGCUCCGCAAAGAUACUCUCAUCGGGGCGGAAGUAUUGCUAAACAACAGUGAUGGCUCGAUUGACCCAUCAACAUUCACUCCAGAUAACAUCUCAAUCUUGCGCCAAGCCCUCUACGAGAACUCCGUACUCGUGUUCCGGAAGCAGCAAGGCAUUGAUCCUCUUGCUCUGGAACAAUUGGCCGCAAUCUGGGAUGAGGAUAUGAUUAAUGUGCACUCUGCUGGCAAGGACCAAGUUCGUGAUCCGAGGAGCAUCUUAUCACGCAACAAUGGAGCAAGACUUCCUGCUGCUCCGAAUGUGCAAGUGAUUGGGAAUGGAGAAUUUCAUAACUAUGAGGGCCUUGAGUAUAUGAACUUGCGGCAUGUUGACUCGGCAGAGUUCCACGCUGAACCAUUGACUGAAGACGAACUCGCAGAUGGGCAGACAAGAUUCUAUCGGUGGCAUCAAGAUGCUCCACUCUAUGAAAAUCUUCCUGGAAAAGUGACUCUGAUCCACGCAGUGGUUGUGCCAAAACUGCCUAAUCAGAAAAUCAAAUUUCAAGAUGGGCAGGAGAUGAAGCUACAAGCUGGAUCAACAGCAUUCAUAUCCGGAGCCAAGGCAUUUCAGCUCCUCACCCCGGAAGAACAAGAAUUCGCCCUCAACACAACGGUCCAGUAUGCCCCGAGAGCAUAUGAAUGGAUUCGAAAUGCAAAAGCUACAUCUGAUGGUUUGGGGAUUGUAAAGGUUGGAGCCGAAGCAAAAGAAGAGGAUCUCCCACCUUGGACCUGGGACAAGGUUCAAGCGUUCCCUGUUCGUCUACAUUUAUGUCUCAGAUACCUACUAAUAGCAUCCCAGAUGGCUUGGAAGAACCCAGGGAAACCUUCACAACCCCAUCUCCAGAUCCUCGGGUGCUGCGUUCAUUCUCUUCGUACCACCGACACCAAGACUGGAGCAGUGACUGGAAUCGAUGAUUUAGCAGAGACAAGGAGAAUUUGUUAUGAGAUGCAGAGAAAGGUAGUAAAACCGCAACACGUGUAUGCUCAUCACUGGGAAGAAGGAGAUUUGGUUAUCUUCCAUAAUUAUGGGGUUUGGCACUCAAUUACGGGGCAGUUGGGAACUACGCAACGAUUGAUGUGGCAAGUUACGAUGCGGAGUGGGAAAGAGCCAGAACCUGCGAGAAUUAACCCCUGAUGCGAUGUAGGAAGUGCUUUCAAUUUUGCUCUCUGAGAGCUGACCUCCUGUAAAAUCAAAUUUCCGUAUUUAAGUCUGAUUCAGGAAAGGCUG
Molecule: messenger RNA, 1470 nt
Organism: Mollisia scopiformis
Lineage: Eukaryota; Fungi; Ascomycota; Leotiomycetes; Helotiales; Mollisiaceae
Product: alpha-ketoglutarate dependent xanthine dioxygenase
Exons: 4
Coding region: 151-1377 (408 amino acids)
Molecular function (GO): oxidoreductase activity
Source: RefSeq, a predicted model, not a curated record